GAAAUAUGCUGACAGCACGAAGAAUCCCUCGUGCGUGCCAGUCAUGUCGUCUACAGCUUCUAACAUUGUUCGAACAUGGAUUCACGAAUGUCGCUGGCCCUCCUGCACGAGUACUGUAUAGCACACGACCAAUUAUUCGAGCUCGAAAUCCUCAGCCUCGCCACAAUGUAUCCCUUCGGAGCUUGUCCACAACCUCAAGACGAGCAGAAGAGCCAAAGUCUGAUCUGCCAAAGGAAUCUGUAGCAUCUUCAACGGAUAUCGAAACGGUGGUACGGGAAGCAAGACAGACUUUUGGAGAAACGCUACCUAAAGACUAUCUGUCGACGGAGGAAUAUGUUUUGUACGAACGAUUGUAUGGACCUCCACUCCGAGAAACCAAACCCGAAGAUCUGGAGUAUCUGCCAGAUGUUGAAGUCGAGCUUGAGUCGGGUAGAGCAAGAAAUGUCUUGCUACGAGGGAAUGCGGAGGGGUUGUAUGAGGAGGUCGAUUAUGACCCGGAAUUAGGAUUCUCCGUUGCUGUAGAGGAAGCCGAACUUUUAAUGGAUGAACCUGGUAUGAAACCUGAAAGGCAGAUGGAAGAAGAUGGCUUGGAAGCACAAUUCGAGACAGAUGUUUCGGAAAUGGAAGUCGAGACGCUGACUGGCAUCCUCAGCAAGGAAUCUUUGGCGGAAUCGCGGGCGGAAGCUCUGGAAGAAAGCGAGGACGAUUAUACAGAAAUCACAACAGAUUUACACGAUUCUGCUCAUGUCUAUGGAAGCGCUUACGAUAUGGAAACCGAGACGUUGACCGAUACCUCUAACGAUCGCAUUCUGCCAGAAGCUGUUGCAGAGAACCAGGAAGCUUCCACAGAAAUCAAAACGGACUCAGGUCAAUCCAUUCAUGUCCAUGGAGGCAAGAACCAGAGGGAGAUUGAUGCAAUCGCACGAUUGCAGAAAGACAUGGCUGAGGCAAUGUCGAAGCCUAUAGAAGAAGAGGAAGAGGAAGAAAUUGACGAGGAAUACGAAGAGGAAGAGGAGGUCGAGGAAGAAGAGGAAGAUGAAGGGGAGGAAACCUGGGUUAGCUCCGACUCGAUUCGAACACAUCCACACACCAUGACCGCGCGGAUGAGAACAUCUCCGAUUACACUAUCGUUGCCACGCGAACAAAUGCUGAAACCAAUAUCAGAGUUGCUUGCUCGGACAAACUUGAAGCAUCUAACGGAUGCGUCGGAGCGAGCUUUCGGUGGAAAGGGCUUGCCAUAUUCUUCUGCUACGCCCAUGUCGAAACGAAACCUCCCACAGAAGCAUAUCGGUUUAGAUGCUUCCCAACAUAAGAUGGCAGAGAUCGAAGCAGACGCAUACUUGGCUGCCGUAAUGCCUGGCACGUACGCUGCAGCCAUGAGUACGUUAGUAGAAGUCAGAAAGCGUCUUGGAAGUCAGUGGAUCCGUGAUCUCAUAUUGAGAGAAGGAGGCCAAGGACCGAGAGUACUAGAUGCAGGUGCUGGCGGUGCUGGAGUCAUUGCGUGGCGUGAGGUUCUGCAAGCUGAGUGGGAUGUGCUAAAGGAUGAAGGCAUUGUGGAAGGAGACCAAGCUCCCCAUGGGAAAAGCACCGUUCUUACAGGUUCGAAUGCCUUACGACACAGAGUAUCACGAUUCCUUGAUAACACCACCUUUCUUCCUCGUCUCCCGGAUUAUAUACAUGCUUCAAACUCCGAAGCCCACUUGGAUGGUGCCGCACCUCAAGGUCGCAAGGCUUACGACAUAAUCAUUGCACCACAUACCCUAUUUCCUCUAAAGGAAGACUUCCGACGGAAGAAUAUGGUCCAAAAUCUAUGGUCCUUACUGGAUCCCAAUGGUGGUGUCCUGAUUCUCAUCGAAAAAGGGUUGCCUCGUGGGUUCGAAGCCAUUGCUGGUGCUAGGGCCCUUCUACUUGAAUCCCACAUAUCUUCUCCAGGCGAGACCAAUUUCGAAAAUGAGAUUCAAUCACCGGAAUCUGAACGUGCGCGCUUCACAAAGAAAGAAGUAGGGAUGAUCAUUGCGCCUUGUACCAAUCACAAGAAUUGCCCUAUGUAUCCCAUACCUGGACUUAGCACUGGCAGGAAAGACUUCUGUCACUUUCCACAGCGACUUAUACGCCCUUCUUACCUACAAAAGAUCCUUGGUGCCAAGAUUCGCAAUCAUGAGGAUGUCAAAUACAGUUACAUUGCUGUUCGUCGCGGGGUUGACGCUCGGAAAGGUGACAAUGCUUUGCUCCAAGGCGAAGAGGCUACUCUACAGGCAUUUGAAGGCUACGAAGAUCGAGAUCUACCCGAGUCUGAAGAAGGUUCGGAGUCUAGCAAUGUUAAGUUCGACACUCUAUCUCUUCCUCGGAUAAUUCUUCCGUCGCUCAAAAGCCGAGGCCAUAUCACACUCGACCUGUGUACCCCUUCGGCCAAACUUGAACGGUGGAUUGUGCCACGAAGCUUCAGUCGCACAGCUUACCGUGAUGCUAGGAAGUCGAAAUGGGGCGACCUCUGGGCGUUAGGUGCAAAGACCAGAACAACCCGAUCACCACGACUUGGUAGACUUGGAGAAGACGCCGGUGGGACAAAGAUCAAGGGCAUCAGAGACGGGAAGAUGGGCAAAGGAGGAAAGAAGAUGAAGAAAAACCAUUACGAUAUGAUCAUUGGUAGAUCUGGAUUCGAAGGUAUCAAAGAAUCUCCACAUCAGGCCAAGUUUGUAAAGAGAGAAAAGAGAACGAAAGGUGGAAGGAUUUGGAAAGAACAGAAGCCAAUUGGGGAGGACGACUUGUAAAAAAAAGUGUACAUUUACG
Molecule: messenger RNA, 2790 nt
Organism: Mollisia scopiformis
Lineage: Eukaryota; Fungi; Ascomycota; Leotiomycetes; Helotiales; Mollisiaceae
Exons: 1
Coding region: 6-2771 (921 amino acids)
Biological process (GO): translation
Cellular component (GO): mitochondrial small ribosomal subunit
Molecular function (GO): methyltransferase activity; structural constituent of ribosome
Source: RefSeq, a predicted model, not a curated record